AUGAAGAAACUGCUCCAGCACCAGCAGGUUCGUUUACACAAGCAAUGGCGGCCAGAGGAAUGGAGGUCUGUCUUUCCAACUCAUGGGACGCGUUCUGUAGCGAUUACUCUGACCUCUAGACAAUUUUCGACGACGCCGAAACUUGGUCUAAUUUCAGCUGCUCGCAGCAGACAGGCAGUCACUCGACCCUCGCGGAUUCAAGACGCACGAACAUUUUGGUGGUCGUCGAAACCAGCAGCUGGGACGGAAAGCGCAGCACCUCAGCCUUUAUCAGCACAGUCUAUGACCUCAUCAUCAAGUGACGUUGGCACCUCUGCUGCCGUUCAGCAUACCGCAUCCACACCCUCUGCCGCGGAUACGUUGGCAGCCGUCCCCAGCGAGCCAAUCUCUGCGACAGCAAACGUUUCGAAUGCCACUAUAGAUACUCUCGGAGCCAGCGAAGGCUUUGCCGUCGUGGCGUCGGAAGCUGCAAAGUUGGCGAGCAAUGACUAUUCACAUCUCUUCUCAUGGGGAUGGCCAUCUGGAGUUUUUCUUCGCGCUACCUCGUGGUUUCAGCACAUGGAAUGGCUUCAGGCUCUGGAGCUGGGCACGCCGGUCGUAUGCCUGACGCUCGCUGUCAUCCUCUUUCGAAUCCCAAUCAUUCCAUUACAGUGGAGAUCCCUAAAGGCACAGGCACGAUUUGCGCCGUAUCAAGCAGAGUGGCCGGAACUUAUGAGAAAGAUACAACAGGCUAAGCUGGAAGAAGACCAGAUCAAGCUUUACGAAGGGGUCGCACGGAUGCAGGAGAUUAGGCGAGUUUCAAACAUGAAACCAUUUGCUGGCCUCCCCCCUGUGUUCCUCUUCAUGUACACGGGAAUAGGAGCCUUCCUAGGUGCAGGCAAACUCGCCCAGUAUCACCGCGAGGUCAUUGAGCUGGGUGGCACUGGACCACUCACUUAUCCUGGGGGACUGUUUGGGACGGGAUUCCUAGAGGACUUGACAACCUUUAGCCCUACCCUGCUCGUCCUCUUAACGGCGACCACGUGGAUCAAUACCCGACGCUCGGCUCUGGAUUCGCCGAUAGAAACCAAAUGGCUCAAGCGAAUGCCCAGUCUAAUAACACCUAUUGCUGGUGUGCUUGGACUGGUCAUACAGUUCUCCGCAGCGCAGCUAUUGGUCACCUGGAUCGGGGUUGUCCUUCACCUGGCCCACUCCUAUGUCAGGAGAAUCCCGGUUGUGAAACGGCUGGCAGGACUGGAAAAGGUCCCUGUUCAGGACCCGAAAACCUACGAGUUUGAACCGUUUAUUAGCGCUUGGCGAAACUCGUACAAGGAUGCCAUGACUGCUUUGAAAGAACGCGCAGAGCAACAAGCACAGACCGCGAUUCGUGACAUGGAACGUCGGCGGGUACGGACAAGCAACAAUGUCAAACCACUCCCUACCUCCAACCAGGCCACAUCUGCAAAGAGGGACUUUACCGAGCAACCUAAAGCUUCAACCUCGGCGAACUUGUAUACAUAUACCAGUCAGCCUCCCCCUCGUCCACUCAGUCCCAACACUAGAAAAGCCGCCACGAAGAAUGCGAACAAGGGCAAGAGCAUAUCCACGUUGAGUAGGCGAGAGUUUUAUACCUUGUCGCGUGACUAUAGAUCCACUUUCUAA
Serendipita indica DSM 11827 is the source of this 1641-nucleotide messenger RNA. Lineage: Eukaryota; Fungi; Basidiomycota; Agaricomycetes; Sebacinales; Serendipitaceae. The record is from the annotation of a GenBank genome assembly.